AUGACGACUAUCUUCGAGCUGAAAGCUGAGGGUACCGGAGGCCCCUUACAGGUUAGAAUACUACGGAAAUGGAAACACGAUAUCUGGCAAUACGAAACCUGGUACCUGGCUGUCGACAAAUAUGCAGAUGCAAUUCAAAUUCUUGGACAGCGAACAAACCAGAACUACAUUGAAUCUGUUUUCAAUGUUUCAGAAUGUUACAUUAUAUCAGAUUAUAGCUGUCCUCAAUUAGAAAAGUAUCAAAAGGUUCUCGAAAAUGACUUCUAUAUUGAUGUUGGAGCAUUAAGACACGGAUCAUCACAUGCUACACAUAUCUAUGUCAACCCUAAUAUACCCGAGAUAACAUUACUCAUAGAUCUAUUCACAGGACCCUCAAGGACAAUACCUGCGUUAUCAAGAACUCCCACAACCUUAUACGAAAUGAAACUGAAAAACAGAUCUGAUCUACUGGACAAAACUUUCAUAGUAGAGGCUUCAAUCAAGAAAUUUCACUUCCAAAACACUUGGUACCAAACAACAUGUCCAAUCUGCAAAGAUCCGAUUUUCAGAAGAGGCCACCAGUGGUAUUGCAGUGCACAUGGACUAAUUGAAAAGCCAACCUACAUAUACAAACUUACUGUUACCAUCACCGACAAAAUGGACACCAUACUUGCAAUAGUCUCCGAAACAUCAUGUCGGAAGCUGUUAAAAUCAUCGCUUGAAAAGUUCAUAUCCGAUAACCCGCUGACAAACAGGAACAUCUUGUCUUCAAUCAUCACCAAUCAAAAAGAACAAAAAAAAACCAUGUGUAUCCAAAUGUUGAGGACAUAA
Lactuca saligna is the source of this 810-nucleotide messenger RNA. Lineage: Eukaryota; Viridiplantae; Streptophyta; Magnoliopsida; Asterales; Asteraceae. The record is from the annotation of a GenBank genome assembly.